Lasiodiplodia theobromae is the source of this 2154-nucleotide messenger RNA. Its product is annotated as putative alpha-L-rhamnosidase C. Lineage: Eukaryota; Fungi; Ascomycota; Dothideomycetes; Botryosphaeriales; Botryosphaeriaceae. Gene Ontology annotation, biological process: carbohydrate metabolic process. The transcript has a single exon. The record is from RefSeq and is a predicted model, not a curated record. The coding region runs from base 1 to 2154 and encodes 717 amino acids.
AUGGAUACCUACCGCGUCAAUCGUUACAACAUCACCGAGGACAAAGUAUACACCAACCGACUGAUCCAGGGAGGCCAGCGCUACCAGAAGCUCAAUCUGUCCACUGCUGGUGAGCUCGUGCUCGGGAAAGUCGGGAUCAAAAUCCAGGGGUCGAUGCUCCCUAUCGAAGAUCUUUCCGGCAAGUUUGAAUGCUCCGACGAGACUUUGAACCGGAUUUGGAAGACGGGUGCUCGAACCAUUCAACGCACCGAAAUUGAGGCUGGCACAACACCAGAGUUCUACCAGAUCUCGAGUGAGGGCAUGCUUUGCGAGAGCCAGGCGCCGCAGCCGUAUUCCAGUGUGCAAGCAUCAGCUCUUACGAGCUAUGACCUCACCUUCCAAGUGAAACCGUUGAAAGGAGGAUUUGGAUAUACCGUUUUGAGUGAUACACUUGGGACCGGAAUCUACAUUCUGGUGAAUGUGGAGAAUGGAUCCAUUGCCGCUUAUGCUGGCAGCACCGAUCUCGACGGAUCUCCUCUCGCCGAAGCCACCCUCGGUCCGGACAGCAUCGCCUUCGAUACCUGGAAUACGAUACACACGCAAGUCAACCUGACUGAGAUCUCGGUGUCCAUUAAUGACGCCCCUGUUUUCAACUUCAGCCAGACGAGUUCCUUCUACGGCUCAUUUGGACUGGGAGCUUCUUUCCAGCACAAAGCGCUGUACCAAAACGUCACUCUUUCAACCGGCGGGUCCGACAUCUUCCACUCCAGUCUCACCAGCAAGGAAAACAUGGAAGACUUCCUUGCUGGCACAAACCCCCUAUCAGUCAGCGUUGACGGCGCCCGAAGAGAUCGAAUUGCCUACGCCGGUGACCUCGACAUCACCAUCCGCUCCACCCUAGCAUCAACCUACGGCCUCGACUACCUCAACGGCUCCUUCGAGCUCCUCGGCUCCAACCAACUCACCCCCGGCUUCUUCGUCCCAACCACAAAGAUCCAACAACACCCGCGCACCGCCCUCAUCGACGCCAACGUCACCGGCCUGAUCGGCUACUCCUUCAACCUCGUCUCCGCCAUGGGCGACUUCUACACCCACACCGGCUCCACCCCCUUCGCCCGCCGAUGGGCCCCCGCCAUCACGCGCAUGCUCGACUGGGCGCACAGCCAGUCCGCGGGCCCAACCGGGUUGUUCAACGUCACCGACCCCGCCCUCGGCGGCGACUGGAACUACUACGACCCGCCGCAGUCCGGCGUCGUCGCCAAGUUCAACGCGGCGUACGCCUACGCUCUGCAGGCUGCCAUCCCGCUGCUGUCUGCUGCUGCCGACAACACUGCCAACGACACCAACGAGGCCGAGGUGUAUACGGCCCGCCUCACCGCCCUCCGCGCCGCGAUGAACGAGCACCUCUGGUCCGCAAACCUCUCCGCGUACGCCCUAUCGACGACGGAGGGCAGCGGCCGCACCGCUUUCGCGCAGGACGCCAACGCCCUCGCGCUGCUCGCCGGCGUGCCAGCCAGCACCAACCAGUCCGCCGCGCUGCUCGCCGCCAUGCGUGCCGCGCUCUUCCUCCCCUCCAACGACGGCGUGUUGGCCUUCUCCCCCGCGGCGUCGACCGACCUCGGCUUCGCCCGCCUGUCCAGUCCCUACGCUAGCGGGUACCACCUGCACGCCGCGCUGGCGGCCGGGGAUGCGGACAGCGCCGCGGCGUUGCUCGACACGGUCUUCGCGCCCAUGGCCGACCCGCGCAACGCGAACUACACGGGCUGUUUCUGGGAGACGUUGACGGUGGAGGGGAGGCCGGGAUUGGGCGACGCGACGAGCUUGUGCCAUGCGUGGGGCGCGGCGGCGACGGGGGAGCUGUCGCGGUGGGUGUUGGGCAUCGCGCCGGUCGAGCCCGGGUAUAGCGAGUGGGUUUUCAGGCCGGGGACGAUGGGCGGACGGGUGGGGUGGGCGAGGGGAGGGGUGGAGACGCCGUAUGGGAGGAUGGAGGUUGAGUGGAGUGUGGAGGGAGGGUGGGGGGUUAUUUUGACGAGUCCGAGGGGGACGGUGGGGAGGGUGGAGUUGCCGGAGGGGGUGGUGGGUGGUUGUGAGGGGUUUGAGGUAAACGGCGGAGUGUGUGAUGGGGUGGGUUUCGUUGUGGAGGGGGGUGGGAGGUUUGAGCUCAGGCAGGUUUGA